This is a messenger RNA of Pan troglodytes (chimpanzee), 1122 nucleotides long. RefSeq names its product HIG1 hypoxia inducible domain family member 2B (gene HIGD2B). Lineage: Eukaryota; Metazoa; Chordata; Mammalia; Primates; Hominidae. Gene Ontology annotation, biological process: mitochondrial respirasome assembly. The record is from RefSeq and is a predicted model, not a curated record. The transcript has 3 exons. Gene Ontology annotation, cellular component: mitochondrion. Bases 557 to 877 code for a protein of 106 amino acids.
AGACGACGAGGCAAGCGGAAGUCGUAGGGCUGUGGAGGACUGUGAGGAGCCGGGGAAGGAAGUAAAUCGCCGAGUGACCUAAGGAAUCAGGGGGAGGAUUAGGGUCUGCUCCACAGAAGGCUUACCUCUGAAAGAGUCGGGGAGGGAAUGCGCAGCCACUCGCUGCCUUUAUCCCGAGAAGCACCUAACACCCCUCGCCGUGGUCUGUACAUGGUCUGUACCUCCGGCCGCGCUGGCUGGUAGGCCAGCCACCUGGGAUGGCAGCCUAGUUUUCCCGCCACCUUGCCCUGCCCUGACUCUAAUCUGCAUUUAAUUCAGUCCUUCUUCCGGGAGACUCCGGCGGAGAAUUUCAUUCUCGCCUUAGCUACUGAGGUCAAACCUGAAAUAGGCUGUAGACUCCACCAGCUGGGUAAGAAUGGGAAGAAGAUCAGAAAACCUAAACUUUGGUUGAUGGACUAUUUUGCCCAGGCAAAAGCAGGGAAUCUAUGAGGAAUAUGAAGACAUUCGUCGGGAGAACUCUGUUGGCACUUUCCACUGUUCCAUCUGUGGCCUAGGCAUGGCGACUCCCGGCUUUGUGACUCCGGAGGCCCCCUUUGAAUCAUCAAAGCCCCCCAUCUUUGAGGGGCUUAGCCCCACUGUUUACAGCAAUCCAGAGGGUUUCAAGGAAAAGUUCCUUCGCAAGACCCGCGAGAAUCCGGUGGUACCCAUAGGUUUCCUGUGCACGGCGGCCGUCCUCACCAACGGCCUCUACUGCUUCCACCAGGGCAACAGCCAAUGUUCACGGCUUAUGAUGCACACCCAGAUCGCCGCCCAGGGCUUCACUGUUGCAGCCAUCUUGCUGGGUCUAGCUGCCACCGCUAUGAAGUCUCCACCCUGAGCCCAGGGUCUUGAAAACUCUGCAGAAAUCAUUCCAAAACCCAGGAGCAACCACUGGCCCUACUAUGGGACUUACUCUCUCCUCUCCUUUGAGAGGUCCCUGUGUCGUUGGGGGAGGAAGUGACCCUUCCUGUAACCGUAACUGAAAGAUUUUUUCAAAAAUCCCAGAUUCUGUUGUUUGAAUGUUACAUACUUCUAUUUAUGCCACAUCUUCCCUCCACUCCCCUGCUUAAUAAACUCUAAAAA